GGUCUAAAGAAAAUGGCGUCCUUGCUGAGUAGAACGUUGAGCUGUGCAGAGAAAAUAGUCUUCAGAAAUGGUUCUUUGCUCAAGAAUACAACUGCUGUAUGUGGAAAAUUUCAGCAGCGACGCAACUUGAAUCUACAUGAGCAUAUUAGCAUGAGUAUUUUACGAGACAAUGGAGUUAAAGUUCCUAAGUUUGGAGUAGCUGACACUCCUGAGGAAGCAGAAAAUAUUGCUGCAGAAUUAGCUUGCACGGAUUAUGUUAUCAAGGCACAAGUGCUCGCUGGUGGACGUGGAAAAGGGAUAUUUGAUAGUGGUUUGAAAGGAGGAGUUCAUCUAGUAUUUUCGCCAGAAGAAGCCAAAGAAAUAGCUUCUCGCAUGUUGGGUCAUCAGUUACGCACUAAACAGACUGGUGACAAAGGACAUGUGUGUCAUGAAGUUAUGAUCUCUGAACGCUUAUAUGCACGAAGGGAGUAUUAUUUUGCUAUUACCAUGGAAAGAGCCUAUAGUGGUCCAGUAAUAGUGGCAAGUUCCCAAGGAGGAGUUAACAUUGAAGAUGUAGCAAAAGAGAACCCUGAAGCCAUAAUUAAAGAACCUAUUGACAUAGUUCAAGGUUUGCAGAAACAACAGUGCUUGAGAGUUGCAGAAAAACUUGGGUUUCAUCACAAAAAUGUUGAAGAAGCAGCAGAAAUGAUGGCCAAACUAUAUGAUGUAUUUGUCAAUUAUGAUGGAGUUAUGAUAGAAAUCAACCCAUUAAUUGAAGAAGCUUCAGGGAAAGUAUAUUGCCUUGAUGCUAAGUGCAGGUUUGAUGACAAUGCCAUCUUCAGACAGAAAGAAUUAUUCCAGAAGAGGGACUGGUCUCAAGAGGAUCCUCGAGAAAAAGAAGCUUCUGAACACAACUUGAACUACAUUGCUCUUGAUGGAGACAUAGGCUGCUUAGUGAAUGGUGCUGGUCUAGCUAUGGCCACCAUGGAUAUCAUCAAACUCCAUGGUGGUUCACCUGCUAAUUUUCUGGAUGUGGGUGGUGGAGCAACAGCAGAACAAGUAACAGAAGCUUUUAAACUUAUCACUUCAGAUACACAUGUUCAUGCAAUUUUAGUAAACAUAUUUGGUGGAAUAAUGAGGUGUGAUGUAAUAGCUGAGGGAAUCAUCUUGGCUGCUGAAAAAUUAGACCUGAAAAUUCCUAUUGUUUGUCGACUGCAAGGAACCCAAGUUGAUGAUGCUAAAGCUCUUAUUGCUGCAAGCAAGUUAAAAAUUUUAGCCUGUGAUAACUUAGAUGAGGCAGCAAAAAUGGUUGUAAAGCUUUCAACAAUUGUUGGACUAGCAAAAACAGCAGCAUUCAAUGUGAAAUUUGAGUUACCAAUUUAGUUAACAUUUUCUGGUCAGUCUACUACAUUAGAACUUUUCAUGUUUGUGUUUUGUAUAUAUAAAAAAAUUUGAAGUGGUAGGUAAGUGUCAAAGGUACUGAAUGAGUAAAAAUAUACAUCAAAAUCAUAAGAAAUUAAAAAUUAUUCUUUUGAAUGGAAUCCUAUAUCUUACAUUUAUCCAGCUUCUAUCUUUUUAUGAUUGGUAGACAUGAAAUAAGAUAUUGCCAAUAAGUUAAUCUUUCUGAUAUCAUUAGUGACUAUUGAAAGUGUUAAAGGUUUUUAAUAAUUUUAAAUUUGUCAUCAAAUAGUAUUUCAUCUCAAAAGAUUUCUCCUGCUGUAUGACAACAAUUUGGAAAAGAAGUGACACUUGUAGUGUAUUCUGGAUGAAUUUGUUCUUCAGUGAAUUAUGAAAAAGUAUUUGGUUUAAAUAUAAUAAGAUAAUAAAAAGGAAAGUUUUUUUUUGUAUGUGUGGUAUUAUAUGUUUGCUUAAUAUAUUUAAGCUAUUAUUUUUGGUACAGAAAUAGGUAGUCCAAAAAAAAAGGAAAGUUUAUGUGGUAAAUUGAUCUAACUUACAAAAUGGUGUGGAAAAUUAAAUCUAAUGAUUGUAUAGUUCAAACAUUUUACAGAUAAUAUAUGCCAACGCCUCAUAACUUCUCUUAAAUCCUGUAAAAAAAAAAAAGUACAUAUCUGUUUGAAAAAGUAGACAUUUUUUAUGUGAACUUAUUUUGCUGAGUUUUUGUUACUUAGAAAGGUGUAUGACUAAAAUGUUUCUGAGUUUUCCAAAUUAACAAGGAAGUAUAAAGCAACUUAAUAUACAUUAAGAAUUACAUUUACUUUGAAGUUGUGGAAAUAGUAUCACAAGUAUGUGUUAGUAUUUCAUGAAUACUUAUAGAUUACCAAUUCUUAUCUAGAUCUUUUAUAGAAAGUAUAAACAUAGAUGAUAGUGGAAAAAAAAAGUACUAUUAGCAUGUGUUUAGAAAGCUUGCAUAUUUGUUAUACAAAACAGCAUUCUUGUAUUAAAGCAGUUUAUGUAUAUAUAUAUACAUAUAUAAUAUAUAUUUGGAUGUGUACCCAAUAUUUUACUAUGUUGGAAAAUUAAGACACUUUUUGUUUACUUUAAAAACACUAAAAAGAUUUAGAAGUGUUGUAGUACAAAUAGUUUUAAUGUACAUUAAAGUUUUGCUAGUAGUAAAAUGAGAUUUAAAAAGGUAAAGUUUAGUGUUGAAGAGAACAAGUGCUAAUAAUGAUUUUUUUUUCUGUUGAUUUCCAAAGUUAAUAGGAUUUUAAAUUCUUUCAUAUUAGUUCACGGUUAUGUAAUUAAAAAAUGUUAGACUUUGUUGUAAGAAACAAGUUUCUUUUAUUUUUUUAAUUUUCAUAAAUACGAUCAUUCCAUACAGAAUUGUAUGUGAAUCAGUUAGAUUAUUAAAUCUGUUACAGCUUUUGUUCAUAUUUAGGGCCAGUCCUCAAGAUAAAGUAAUAACACAGCAAACCUGUAUACUUGGAUUGACUUAUUUUUAACAACUUCCAUUUUGACAUUAUCUAGCUUCUAUAAAGGUGCAAAGAAUAGCUAACUUUAUAAUUGAUUAUUUAUGUAUCAUGGCUGAUAACUAACAAAACAUAUAAAUAGGUGUAAGAGUUUUUUUCAAUUGUAUCUGGUAAAUUUGAGGGAUUGACUCAUCAGAACUUUUUAUUUAAGAGAACCAUGCACAAUCUGUUAUAGUUGAGAUAAUAUUUUUUGUAAAGUAAUUUCAUUGUUAAACAAAUGAUAAAUUUUAUAAGAGGCAAAGAAGCCUUGAAUACAUUAAAUUUUGAAGUAUAUUUACUUAAUACUUUCUAGAUUUAUUUUUUUUAAUGAAGAUGUACAUGUACUAUCUAAUUCACUAGCAGUUUUAAUGUAAGCUCAAAUAUUAAUAUGAAUUACUAUUUUAUUCAGGCUGUUAAUUUCUAAAUUUAAACAUUCAACCCCUCACCAAGACUUCAUCAUGAAGUAAUCAUAUUUAGUUUUCUGUCUCAAAUGUUAUCUUUUGUCAUUUACUAGUUUGAAAAGUAACCCUAGAAAAAAGUGUGUGAAUAAUUACACCAGUACAAUUUUUGGAGCAACACUUGGAGGAUAAUUUUUGAUGUUCUAGGCAUACUGUCGUAGCCAAGUGAUGAACACAAGUAAAUUACAGUAGUGAUAGAAUAUUUUUCAAAAAUUUUGAUCAGUGGUGUAAAUAGUUUCUAAAACUAAAUAAAAUUAAUCACUGGAUGGAAGCUAGUUAAAUUAGUUUGUACCUGGAUAUGGAGUACUCAUGGGAUUCUAUUUUGAUCAGUGAUAGAACUCUGAAUCAGUGCUGUUUGCAAAAAUUACGAAUUAUAUGAAUGAAAAAAUAAAAAUGAUUAUAUAUGU
This is a messenger RNA of Limulus polyphemus (Atlantic horseshoe crab), 3750 nucleotides long. RefSeq names its product succinate--CoA ligase [ADP-forming] subunit beta, mitochondrial-like (gene ScsbetaA). The record is from RefSeq and is a predicted model, not a curated record. The coding region runs from base 13 to 1362 and encodes 449 amino acids. Lineage: Eukaryota; Metazoa; Arthropoda; Merostomata; Xiphosura; Limulidae. Gene Ontology annotation, biological process: succinyl-CoA metabolic process; tricarboxylic acid cycle. Gene Ontology annotation, cellular component: succinate-CoA ligase complex; mitochondrion. The transcript is spliced from 11 exons. Gene Ontology annotation, molecular function: ATP binding; succinate-CoA ligase (ADP-forming) activity; metal ion binding.